AGAGAAGAGCAAAACAUUUGUCAAAGUUGUCAAAUGAACAGAAGUUGACGGUGCGGAGUUUCUGCAAUAUUAGAACAUUUUUAGCCACCGCAGGGGAGCAAUUGCAACAUUUUCCAGUGGAUACCGAUUCCCACCAAUGAUAGGCAUCGCGCGAAUACGACAAUAGCGACCAGUGUCGAGCAUUCGAGCCAAGUUUCGUGCAUGUAGCCAAAGUUCUCGUUCGGGUUGUGUAGUCAAUUGUGUAGUAUUUCCUCGUGUAAGUGCUAAGCAAUUGCGUCGUAAAUAUCGAAAAUGGGUGAUAAUUACAUUACAACGCUUAAGAUUUUGAUCAUCGGCGAGAGUGGCGUCGGGAAAUCAAGUCUCAUGCUUCGAUUCACAAAUGACGAAUUCGACUCGGAGCAGGCUCUAACAAUCGGGGUAGAUUUCAAAUCGAAAAUUAUCGAGAUUGACAACAAUUGUGCAAAGUUAGCAAUUUGGGACACUGCCGGCCAGGAGCGUUUUCGCACUUUAACACCCAGUUAUUAUCGCGACGCACAGGGCGCAAUACUUGUUUAUGAUGUAAAUAAGCGAAGUACAUUUCAAAAGUUGGACUCAUGGCUACACGAGCUGGAAAUCUACGGCACUCGACCCAAUAUGGUUAAAAUGGUUGUAGGCAAUAAGAUCGAUGUACAAAGUCGCGAAGUAAGUCGAGAGGAAGGUUUUAAAUUUGCAAAACGACAUAGGACGCUGUUUUUGGAAACGUCGGCGAAGACGAGUGAAGGCGUUAAGGAAGCAUUCGAGGAAGUAGUUAGAAAGAUUCUCGAAACCGAUUCAUUAUGGGAGCCACGGUAUCCUGAAGGCGUCGACCUCCAAUCAACCGGUUCAAAUGCAUCAACAUGCAAUUGUUAGGGGCAUUCCCAGCAUUUUCUAUAAACAAAAUUUUCACAUAGGAUCGAUGAUAUUAUACAAAACUAGGGAUGAAAACAAAACAAAAAAAAACUUUUUAACAACAAAGGGAAAACCACAAAAAACACGUUCACUAUUUUCUAAACUCUAAUAAUUUAUAUUUGCUAUUAGUAAGUAAAUGGAAGAAUCUUUUGUUUCCCACGAUUAUCAUUCUACGUGUUCUAUGUAAUUGUUUUGAUUGUUAUGUAUAGGCGAAUUAUGUGACAUGCAUAUAUCUAUAGUUAACGGAGAAUGAUGGAAUACUUAAUAGUGAAAAUAUACGUGCGCGUAUGAGAAAAGAAAAACAACAAAACAACUAUGUAUGGUAAAGUACUGUGUAACCAAAAAUAAAUGUAAUUAUACUUUUCUUAUAUAAACAAAA
Hermetia illucens (black soldier fly) is the source of this 1306-nucleotide messenger RNA. It is a transcript of the gene Rab18, whose product is annotated as ras-related protein Rab-18-B. Gene Ontology annotation, molecular function: GTP binding; GTPase activity. The transcript is spliced from 3 exons. Lineage: Eukaryota; Metazoa; Arthropoda; Insecta; Diptera; Stratiomyidae. The record is from RefSeq and is a predicted model, not a curated record. The coding region runs from base 292 to 888 and encodes 198 amino acids.